AUGGUUUGCGCCCCCGACUCGCCCGACGCCAAGGCUGGCUCCGGCCAGGAGGCUACCACGCCUACUCCUGGUAGUCCCGAAAGCCUAGCUGCGACCACGCCCGCCAGCCACUUCGAUCGCCCUGCGAAUCCGACCCCCGACGGUUCCAAGAACAAGGGCAAGUAUGUCGUGGCUCCUCCCGUCACUCCCAAGAACCCCGAGAGCCGAUCUUUCCUCUCGCCCGGCCAGCCCAGCACUGUUUCGUCUCUCACUCCGCGCAGCAUCAACGUUCGCCAGGUCGCUACCUCUCUCGACGGCGUGGUCUUUAACUUUAGUGGGCGCGAGACUCCUAGCGUCGUGUCUACCUUUAGUGCGCGCGAGCCCCCUAGCAUCGCGUCUGCCUUCGAGUCCUGGGAGAACGCGAUCAACUUCCGCCAGGGCGAUGGCCUCCAGCUUGCUAGCCCCAGCGGCAGCAACCGAACCGUCGUCACUCAUCAUCGUCAGGGUUCGACCGGCAUCCGAUCUUGGUACACGAUUCCCGACUCAGAUGACUACGACGUCGAGCAGCAGCCACUUCUCAGCGACGGUCCUCUAUCCUUGACGGUGCCCCAGCGCCACGACUACGACUACGGCACACUCCCUCAUGUCACACACGCAGACAUCCAUCCCAACUUCUGGGACUGCUUCUCCGAGGCCGAGAUGUUGGUCAUCUGCGCCCUUCUCACUGCAACCGUCUGGUGUUUCAUCUGGACUAUCAUCGGUGCCCUCGCACAAUACUGA
Daldinia vernicosa is the source of this 759-nucleotide messenger RNA. RefSeq lists its product as uncharacterized. The record is from RefSeq and is a predicted model, not a curated record. The transcript has 2 exons. NCBI's taxonomy places the organism in Eukaryota, Fungi, Ascomycota, Sordariomycetes, Xylariales, Hypoxylaceae. Bases 1 to 759 code for a protein of 252 amino acids.